This is a messenger RNA of Penicillium antarcticum, 1413 nucleotides long. RefSeq names its product tubulin alpha chain. Gene Ontology annotation, biological process: microtubule cytoskeleton organization; mitotic cell cycle. Gene Ontology annotation, cellular component: microtubule; cytoplasm. The record is from RefSeq and is a predicted model, not a curated record. Gene Ontology annotation, molecular function: GTP binding; structural constituent of cytoskeleton. Bases 1 to 1413 code for a protein of 470 amino acids. NCBI's taxonomy places the organism in Eukaryota, Fungi, Ascomycota, Eurotiomycetes, Eurotiales, Aspergillaceae. The transcript is spliced from 7 exons.
AUGCGAGGCGAGGACGUGAACGAACAUGUCAAUACUAACUUGAAGCCUCAGAUCUGCCACAUCCACAUUGGCCAAGCUGGUGUACAGCUUGGCAAUGCUGCGUGGGAACUUUACCUACUUGAGCAUGGACUCAACGCUGACGGGUCCAUGAACCCUGAUGUGACCGAUGAUACCGUGAGAAGCGGAUCUUACGAGACUUUCUUUACUGAGACCAACAUCGGAAAAUAUGUCCCUCGCGCCAUCUUUGUUGACCUGGACCCGUCCCCCAUCGACGAGAUCAGAACUGGUACAUACCGUCAACUCUUUCAUCCCGAGCAGCUGAUCAGCGGAAAGGAAGAUGCUGCAAACAACUAUGCGCGUGGUCACUACACAGCUGGAAAGGACAUCGCCGACGGCGUUGUUGACCAAAUCCGUCGUGUGUCCGAAAUCUGCGGCUCUCUGCAGGGCUUCAUGAUAUUCCAUUCCUACGGCGGUGGGACAGGCUCUGGAUUUGGCGCGCUGCUUUUGGAACGUAUCACUACCGAAUUCAGCCGCAAGUCCAAGCUGGAGUUCUCGGUCUAUCCUUCGCCUCGGGCCUCGACUGCCGUGGUGGAGCCCUACAACACUGUGCUAUCUACCCACAGUACAAUUGAGAACUCUGAUUGCACUUUCUUGGUGGACAAUGAUGCAGUGUACGGCAUCUGCCGCCGCAACUUGGAUAUUCCCCGUCCCGGUUACGAGCACAUGAACGGUCUCAUUGCUCAGGUGGUCAGCUCCAUUACCUCCAGCUUGCGGUUUGACGGUGUUCUCAACGUCGACUUGGUUGAGUUUCAGACCAACCUGGUGCCUUACCCGCGUAUUCAUUAUCCUUUGAUCUCGUAUGCUCCAGUCAACGGUGAGAAGAGCAGUUCCCAUGAAAGCUACAAAGUGCAAGACCUCACCUUUAAAUGCGUGUCUCCCAUGUUCGAUUGCUUUGAGCCGACCAACCAGAUGGUCAUGUGUGAUCCCAACAAAGGAAAGUACAUGGCUGUGGCUCUGCUUUACAAAGGUGAUGUGGUUCCCCGCGAGUGUUCUCAGGCUAUUGCUGCUCUCAAGGCCAAGACUUCCUUCAACUUGGUUCAGUGGUGUCCUACUGGCUUCAAGGUCGGGAUCAACUACCAAAAGCCUGUUCGUGUUCCUGGCAGCUUGCUCGCUCCUGUAGACCGCUCGGUCAGCAUGCUGGCCAACACCACGGCUAUUGCCGAGGCUUGGUGCCGUCUUGACUACAAGUUCGACCUCAUGUACUCCAAGCGUGCUUUUGUGCACUGGUAUGUGGGUGAAGGCAUGGAAGAGGGUGAAUUUGCCGAAGCUCGUGAGGAUCUGGCUGCCCUUGAGAAGGACUAUGAGGAAGUGGCUGAAGAUAGCAUUGUGGUGGCAACAGAAGACGAGUACUGA